Messenger RNA from Tribolium castaneum (red flour beetle), 1381 nucleotides. RefSeq lists its product as uncharacterized. Gene Ontology annotation, molecular function: calcium ion binding; GDP phosphatase activity; UDP phosphatase activity. Gene Ontology annotation, biological process: proteoglycan biosynthetic process. The record is from RefSeq and is a predicted model, not a curated record. Bases 137 to 1318 code for a protein of 393 amino acids. Lineage: Eukaryota; Metazoa; Arthropoda; Insecta; Coleoptera; Tenebrionidae. The transcript has 4 exons.
ACAAAAUUCCCCAAAUUUCGAACUCAGCUGUCAUGUUGACAGUCAAAACUUAGGUUAAGUAGAGUUUGAAAUUUAGGAUUAUUUUUUGUGAUAAUGAUACGUGUAAGCUGGCCCAGUCCAACGUGAUAGUUAAUUGAUGGAACCAAACCGCUUGCACCUGUUAUCCGAGGACGAAAUGGCCAGUUCCAAGGACUGGAGAAAGGCCUUAAGGUCGCAGCCCGCUUACCGCAUAGUCAAUCGGACCAUACGUGGCCAAACCCAGUUCAUUUCAAUCGUGGCCUUUAUCGGCCUUUUUGUGUUAAUCCUCCUGUACAUGUUUCCCCGUAAGGGGGCCACAUCUGGUAGCGUUCUCAGGAGUAGUACUUACAACUACACGUACCCUCUAACUAGUCCAAUUAAAACCAGUUCAAUGCAUACGUUCCGGAUAGGUGUUAUUGCCGAUCUGGACACGAAUUCGAAGAGUGAAACGGAGAAGAAUGUGUGGUUUUCGUAUUUUAUGAAGGGCUAUCUGAGCUAUAGUCCUACGAGACGGACGGUUGUGGUUACGUGGGACCGCACAAGUCCGGUCAAGUUAACUACGAGUUAUUCGUUGAAAGGGAGAGGGAUGGAGUUGUCCGAGUUGGUGGUUUUUGACGGCAGAUUGCUCACUUUUGAAGACAGAACUGGACUUGUGUACGAAAUUAUUAAUGAUAAAGCAGUUCCGUGGCUGCUUCUUAUGGACGGGGACGGGAGAACCACAAAGGGCUUUAAGUCGGAAUGGGCGACCGUAAAAGACGAAAUUUUAUACGUAGGGUCCAUGGGGAAGGAAUGGACGACCCCUAGCGGGGCCUUUGAAACAAACAAUCCCAUGUAUGUGAAGGCCAUAACACCCAAAGGCCAAGUCAGCCACCUAAGCUGGGUGAACGAAUAUAAGCGAAUUCGGGAAGUUCUGGGCAUUUAUUGGCCCGGUUAUAUGAUCCAUGAGAGCGGGGUUUGGUCUGACGUCCACAGACGUUGGUUCUUUUUGCCUCGAAGGUGCAGCAAAGAGCAAUACAACGAAUCAUUGGACGAACAUAGAGGUUGUUCGGUGUUGAUAAGUGCCGAUGAGGAUCUCUACGAUGUUAAAAAAACACAAAUUUUGAAUUCGAAACCAACGAGAGGUUUUUCGAGUUUCAAGUUCCUGCCAUCGUCCGAAGAUCAAGUCAUUGUGGCGUUACGAAGCGAGGAAGUUGAUGGUAAAACAGCGACCUACAUUACCAGCUUUACGAUUCGAGGGGAAGUCCUCCUUGACGAUCUCCACAUAGCUGAUUUAAAAUACGAGGGAUUGGAGUUUAUUUAGCAUUCCCGCAAUUUUGUAAAAUAUUGUACAUUGUGUAUUAAUUUAAAUAAAAAAUUGUAAAUA